CUCGUGAUCCAUUGUCACCAUGCCCCUGCUGUGCCCGCUGCUGCUGGCUUUAGCCCUGGUGGCUGUCCCUGGUGCCCAUGGCACUUGCCCGGUGCCCGCAGACCUGAAGAAGUCAGAUGGGACGCGCACGUGCGCCAAGCUCUAUGACAAGAGUGAUCCGUACUAUGACAACUGCUGCCAGGGCCCCGAGCUGUCUGUGGAGCCAGGCACCGACCUGCCCUACCUGCCCUCGGACUGGUCUAACACUGCAUCGUCUCUGGUAGUGGCCCAGCGCUGCGAGCUCACUGUGUGGUCUCUCCCCGGUAAGCGUGGCAAGACACGCAAGUUCUCUGCUGGUACCUACCCUCGCCUGGAAGAGUACCGCAGAGGCAUCUUCGGAGACUGGUCCAACGCCAUCUCUGGUCUCUACUGCAAGUGCAAUUGAUGCCGUGAGGGUCAUCUCUAGUUCCGCGCAGUGCUGAGCCCUUCCCAGCCUGACCUUGGGGAUUGCUGUGGCCCCAAGAGACAGGAGGCGACAUGGCCCCACUGCCUGCUCUCAUAGCUCCCUUAUAAUACAGCCCUUGCGAAGUUACAA
Molecule: messenger RNA, 574 nt
Organism: Grammomys surdaster
Lineage: Eukaryota; Metazoa; Chordata; Mammalia; Rodentia; Muridae
Gene: Sycn
Product: syncollin
Exons: 2
Coding region: 20-424 (134 amino acids)
Biological process (GO): exocytosis
Cellular component (GO): secretory granule membrane
Source: RefSeq, a predicted model, not a curated record